This is a messenger RNA of Cydia fagiglandana, 558 nucleotides long. RefSeq lists its product as uncharacterized. Bases 49 to 558 code for a protein of 169 amino acids. The transcript is spliced from 4 exons. The record is from RefSeq and is a predicted model, not a curated record. Lineage: Eukaryota; Metazoa; Arthropoda; Insecta; Lepidoptera; Tortricidae.
CACAAUUAUUUUAUUCGUGGAUAACCAGUGGCAUUAUUAACACUCAAGAUGCGUCUGCCCGAGAUGAGGAAAUGUUGCUUUUGCAUCCCUCUACGACCCGGCAUAAUAUUGUGCGGGUACGUCAAUAUGGCGUUUUCCUUGCUCGCGCUAUCAUGCCUCGUGGUCACUGUGGAGCUGAAGAAGACAACGGUGACCAACGACGCGUCCAUAGAGGCGGUCACUUCCACGGUCCUGUUCUGCAUUCUGGGCAUGAGCGUGCUUUUAAAUGUUAUGCUGCUUGUGGCUGGUUAUCAGAAAGACAUUCCGAUGCUUCGCCUAUACAACUACUUCGCGCUGGCCACCACAUUCGCCAUGCUGAUGCCAGCGCUGGUGCUGCUUUUUAAGAUGCAGUACGUUGAGUGGUGGGCAGCCUUCGGCGCUAUAGCUAUGCAAUGCUACGUCAUAGUGCUGGUAAGAAGCGAGGUGAUACGGCUAGAGAUGAAGCUCAUCAACCGCGCACAGACGACAGCACGCACCGACCAAGUCAUCGAUGUUCCUGACACUGAGACUUUAAUAUAA